Erythranthe guttata (spotted monkey flower) is the source of this 630-nucleotide messenger RNA. Lineage: Eukaryota; Viridiplantae; Streptophyta; Magnoliopsida; Lamiales; Phrymaceae. The record is from RefSeq and is a predicted model, not a curated record.
UGUUUUUUGUUAUUUUAACCUAAAAACGCUCAACAAAAUCUUCUUCCCACCGAAAGCUAAAACCCUACAAUCCUGCGCGCUGCCACUGCCGCUGCCGCCCCUAAAUUCCCUCCGGCCGUCAUGGAAGGCGUCGAAAUGGAGACGGCGCGACCGGCGCAGCACUCCGGCGACGAUUUUUGCGCCGCCGUAAUCUCUCAGUUCAGCAAUAGAAGCAACGAGCACCACACACACGUCUGCAACAGCAUCGGCACCAUGUCGCAGGAACUGAUUGACCGGAACCUCCCCCGCACCGCCGCCGUCUACUUCCGCGUCACGUGCUCGUCCCUGGACCGCCUCUCGUCAAGCACCGAUGCCGCGGGGCACCUCCUCGACGCUAUGCUUACCAUUCUGUCACUCGUCGUUGACAGAUAUCCCCUUUCUGCCCUAAAAAUGCAGCACGCUUACCUAUCCGAGCUCCUGACUCGCGUACUUCGAAUGAAAUCAAUUGGAGUUGACGGCCUUGUGCCUGCGAUUAAGUGUAUCUCACGAUUGCUGAUCGUCAGUGAGAAGGCAGGGUGGGAAGAUGUGGCGCAGCUCUACGGAUUUCUCGUCGGUUACAUGACCGAUGAUCGCCCCAAGGUUUUGACGAUA